AUGAUAAACAAAAAUUUGGAUCUUAUUAAGGAAUUUUGCAAAGAGCUAGACAUUGAUUUUGUGAAUGACGAAAUUAUUAAUUGUAUGUAUGAGCUAAUAGAAAUGGGGAUGGAUCCAGUAGAACUUAUUCGUGUUGUUGAUCAGAUAUUAGAAGAAGUUAAAUGUUUAUAA
Messenger RNA from Vairimorpha ceranae, 171 nucleotides. RefSeq lists its product as hypothetical. The transcript has a single exon. Lineage: Eukaryota; Fungi; Microsporidia; Nosematidae. The record is from RefSeq and is a predicted model, not a curated record. The coding region runs from base 1 to 171 and encodes 56 amino acids.